This is a messenger RNA of Cheilinus undulatus (humphead wrasse), 2288 nucleotides long. RefSeq names its product FAM20A golgi associated secretory pathway pseudokinase (gene fam20a). Gene Ontology annotation, cellular component: Golgi apparatus. Gene Ontology annotation, molecular function: protein serine/threonine kinase activator activity. Lineage: Eukaryota; Metazoa; Chordata; Actinopteri; Labriformes; Labridae. The coding region runs from base 261 to 1865 and encodes 534 amino acids. The transcript is spliced from 11 exons. The record is from RefSeq and is a predicted model, not a curated record.
AGGUCCCUGGAAGCAGCCAAACUGUCAGUGACUGUAGCGAACACAUGCUCGCUCUCAGCUCAGCUGCCAGAGAAGAAGAAGGAGGAGGAAGAAGAGGAGGAGGAGAAGAAGAAGAAGUGAGGCUGGAGGGAGCAGACAGACAGAGGAGAGAAAGACUUGGACCAACAUCUGACUGCUUCUCUCUGUCAAGUGAUGCCAUAACAUCCAGGAAAUAGCAAAGACAGUCUUUUUUUUCCCUCUUUCCUUCUCUCGUUUAAAUAAUGAGGAGAGACCGUCUUGUCUUAGCCGCGACCCUCACUGCCAUCUUCUCCGCUGACCUCUACUUUAUCCUGCUGCCCAAGCUGCGGAGCGCGGGGAUAUUUUCAAGUCACUCUUGCUCGUGCCGAGCGAAAAACUUCACCCUCCCCAAACUCGGGGGUCUGGCCACCCCUCGGCUGUCCAACUGGACGUCAGUGCCGCCCCUGGAUGGCACUGCAUCAGUGCCAGAUGAUGGUGUAUCCAAGCUUGAAAGGCUGUUCGCUCAUCCUCUGUACAACAUCCAGACUCCGGAGAUGGGGCCGGAGGAGAGGCUGCUGCAGGUGGCGCAGCUGAUGGAGUACUACAAGAGGAAGGUGACACGCUGGGAAAGACAUAUGAAGAUUUACAGUGAGGCAGCAGCUGUGUCCAACAUCACUGUGACCGAGCACAAGGUGACCUAUGAUCCUGAUGCCAGCUGGGUGAAGUUCCACCUGGGAAUCAACCGCUAUGCCCUGUACGCCAGGGAUGACCCCGCAAUCCCAAAACUACUCAACGAAAUGCAGAGCAUGACGGUCGUUAGUGCAGAUUACACCCAGGAUGAGAAGGCCCUGAAAGGAGCAUGCGAUUGCACCCAAGUGGUGAAGCCAAGUGGGCAUCACCUGAAACUGGCUCUGAAGAUGCAAAACUUUGCCAAAGCCAUGUUCAAACCAAUGAGGCAGCAGAGGAACGAGGAAACUCCAGAGGACUUUUUCUACUUUGUUGAUUUCCAGAGACAUAAUGCAGAGAUAGCAGCCUUUCACUUGGACAGGAUCCUGGACUUCAGGAGGGUCCCACCUGUGUCUGGCAGACUGGUGAACCUCACAGGAGAGGUGCUCCAAGUCACCCGCAACGACGAUUUACGAGGCGUCUUCUUCACCUCACCUGCAAACAACACCUGUUUCUUCGCCAAGUGCCUGUAUGUGUGUAAGACAGAAUACGCUGUGUGUGGGAGCCCCAACCUCCUGGAGGGCUCCAUGUCUGCUUACCUGCCCGGCCUCAGCAUUGCCCCGCGAAUCUCCAUCCCCAACCCCUGGAUCCGCUCCUACACCUUCAGUGGACGAGAGGAGUGGGAGGUGAAUCCCUUCUACUGUGACACCAUAAAGCAGAUGUAUCCAUAUAACUCAGGCAACCGGCUCCUAAACAUCAUUGACAUGUCCAUCUUUGACUUCCUAAUAGGCAACAUGGACAGGCAUCACUAUGAGAUUUUUACCAAAUUUGGGGAUGAGGGAUUUCUUCUUCACCUAGACAAUGCCAGAGGGUUUGGGAAACACUCCCGUGAUGAAAUGUCCAUCCUGGCUCCUCUGUCUCAGUGCUGCAUGAUAAAGCGCUCCACUCUGGUGCGCCUCCAGCUCCUGACCAAACACAACUACAGGCUCAGUGAUGUGAUGAGGGAGUCCUUGGAGGGGGACCAAUUACGGCCCAUCCUGACAGAGCCCCACCUCUUAGCUUUGGACCGCAGGUUACAAAAGAUCCUCCGAGUGGUGAAGCGCUGCGUGCGGCGUCUGGGCGAGGACGAGGUCAUUACAAGAGACUUUGUGAAAUCUACAGCGACACCUCAAACAAACACAGACAUGAGGGAGGCCAGGUAACACAGGAUGAAGAGCCUCUACCUCUCCUCCUCCUCAUAGCUGCUCUUUGAAGACUUCAGGAUGAAGCUCAGAUGGUUUCGAUUAAAGGAACAAGCCCAUAAAUGGAAGGCGCUGUGAAAUGUUUAGAAGGAAUCUCUUUGUGCAGGUUCAGGACGUGAAUCAUUGCAGGCUUUGAAUUCCUAUCACAGAGGGAGCCAUAGUUUUAUUUCCUUUUGUUUCUCUCAUGGUCAUAAAAUCCCCAAAGGGUGCAUUUUAUGACCAGUAUUUUUCUUAACACAAGCACCUGCAACAUCAGAGAGGUUCAGGGAAGGUUAAUUUAAAUAAAGGAGCAGGAAGAGACCAUUUCUUAACGGAAACAAAUGAGAUAGAUUUGUCAGAAAGAGCUGUGAUGCACUGGAUCAAAUAAAUGCAGGUGAAUUUCAA